AUGGAUGUUCUUGCUUGGAACUAUCGGGGCAUCAACAACGACGCCGCCAUUCAAGCGCUGCAGCGCCUUAUUCAACAAAAGAAACCUUCUUUUGUUUUUCUCAGUGAAACCAAAGUUCACGACCCAGAUUAUAUGGAUGCCUUGCGACGUCGGAUUGGGCUGUUGAACUGUGAGGCCGUGUUCUCUUGCGGUCAAUCAGGAGGUCUUGCUAUGUUUUGGGUGGAUGGCCUUGAUGUCAGAUUCAAGACGAAGUCAAUGAAUCAUAUCGAUCUGGAGAUACAUUCAACUGAUGGCACUGGUCUACAAUGGAGACUAACAGGGUUCUAUGGUCACCCUACCACGUCGGAACGCCACCGUACAUGGGGUUUGCUAAGGACUUUAAGAGAUGCUUCUGAUCUUCCAUGGGUGGUGGUGGGGGAUUUUAAUGAAAUCCUUCAUGCCAGUGAGAAAGAAGGGGGAGAGCGUCGUCGUGAAGGGCAAAUGCAGCUCUUCAGGGACGCGUUGUCAUUCUGUGAUUUGGUGGACUUGGGUUCCUCUGGUGCCCCGUUCACAUGGAAAGGGCCUGGCAUGCGAAGUCGUUUAGAUCGAGCAGUAGCAUCCCUGACUUGGAUUGAUAUGUUCAUGGAAGCUAGGGUUACCAACCUACCUCCUAUCCAUGGUGAUCAUGUUCCUAUUCUGCUAGGGGUGUACUCCACUCCGGCUCAGGCUCCAUGGCGGAGUUGUCAGAAGCAAUUCCGGUUUGAGAGUUUCUGGGUGCAGCAUGAUGAUUUUUUAGCAUCGGUCAACAAUGGGUGGCAGGUCCCCGUUCAGGGUUCUCCGAUGUUCAAGGUGGUGACGAAUAUUACGAAUACUAGGUUUUCCCUUCGUGCCUGGCAGCGUACCAAAUUUGGGAAUAGAGGUAGGGAGAUUGAGGUAAUCCGUGGUAGACUGCAGCAGCUUCUUGAACUCCCUAUUUCAGUUUCCAAUCAAGAUGAAAGCCUUAGUUUGUCUAUUAAGUUGGACAAGUUACGAAUGAAGAGCAUGAGUAUUGGAUGCAACGUUCAAAAGUCACUUGGUUAUAGGAAGAUGCAGUCCAAGGUUGAGUUGAUUCAGCCAAAGGUCACAGCUGCUAUGAAUGCAGAGUUGUGUGCAAACUAUAUGGAGACAGAGAUUAGGGAGGCUCUUUUCCAAAUGUACCCCACUAAAGCUCCGGGUCCAGAUGGUUCACUUCUCGGUGCAAUUAAUUAUACUCAUAUUUGUUUGAUUCCAAAGGUUGCAAAUCCGGUUCAAGUUUCUGAUCUUCGUCCUAUUGCAUUAUGCAAUGUUCUAUACAAAAUAUGCUCUAAGGCAGUAGCUAACAGGCUUAAGAGAAUUCUGUCUCAUUUGAUUUCCCCUUAUCAAAGUGCUUUUAUUCCUGGUCGAUUGAUUACUGAUAACACACUCAUUGCCAAUGAGGUGUCUCAUCAUAUUCAUACCUGUAUGUCAGCCACUGAAGGAGUCAUGUCUUUGAAAUUGGAUAUGAGUAAGGCGUAUGAUCGUAUGGAGUGGUGUUUCUUGGAAGUUGUGUUGUUACGGUUUGGAUUUGCUGAGUCCUGGGUCCGGAUAAUUAUGCAGUGCGUGACCACGGUACGCUAUUCUUUUCUGAUUAACGGCAAACCUAAGGGUUAUCUUACUCCUACCAGAGGCUUGCGUCAGGGUGAUCCAUUAUCACCAUACUUGUUUCUUUUAUGUGCUGAAGUCUUUUCAGCUUUAUUGGAGAGAAAAGCUUCUCAGGGUUUACUACAGGGGGUGCAGAUUGCCCCGGAUGCACCGGUUGUCCAUCAUUUACUUUUUGCUGAUGAUAGUCUUCUUUUUGGGAAGGCGUCUGUGGAGGAGUGUACUCAUAUCAAGGCUGUUUUGCGUGACUAUGAACUUGCAUCGGGUCAACAAGUGAAUUUUUCAAAGAGCAGUGUGGUUUUCAGCAAGAAGGUGCCAGCAGAACUAGCUUCUCUGUUGGGGGUUGUCAUUGUUCCUAAGCAUGAUAAGUACUUGGGGUUACCAACCUAUGUUGGUAGGAAUAAAACUACCACUUUUUCGUAUAUCAAAGAGAGCCUCAGUAAGAAGCUUGAAGGCUGGCAAGGUAAACUUCUCAGCGGUGCAGGGAAGGAUCUUCUAAUCAGAGUGGUUGCACAAGCUCUACCUUCAUAUUCGAUGAGUUGUUUUCUGCUUCCAAAAAUUUUUUGUGCUUCGUUACACCAAAUGUGUGCUAAGUUUUGGUGGGGUUGUAAGAAAGACAAUCGUAAAAUUCAUUGGAUGUCUUGGGAGAGACUCUGUCAACCAAAAGAGUCGGGAGGUAUGGGUUUUAGGGAUCUCUAUGCCCAUAAUCUUGCUUUACUUGCGAAGCAAGGGUGGAGGUUAGUAUGCUCUCCGAAUUCUUUACUUGCUCAAUUAUAUAGAGCAAAAUAUUUUGCUACUGGUGAUUUUUGGACAGCUUCCUUGAGUGGGUCUCCAUCUUCUUGUUGGAGAGGCAUUAUUGCAGCCCGGACAGUGUUAUUAAGCGGCAUCAGAUGGCAGGUAGGGGAUGGGGCUACCAUUCGCAUCUGGGAUGACCCUUGGUUGCCUAGACCUUCAUCUUUCAAGCCUAUUGUUCGGCCUAUUGCUGGACCGAAUUUUGUGAAGGAUCUUUUUGGGGACAAUGGUAGCUGGAAUAAGGAGUUGGUAUUUAGUCUUUUUGAUGUGGCUGAUGCUAAUUUAAUUCUGAGUAUUCCUCUAAGUUGUAGACCUAUACCGGAUAGAAUUAUUUGGCACUAUGAUGGGAAAGGAAUCUUUACUACACAGACUGCUUAUCAACUGGCUUUUAGUCAGAUGUACGUGAGGGCUUCUUCUUCCUUACCUGAAGCUCACACAUCUAUUUGGAAGAGAAUCUGGUCGGCUAAUGUGUUGGGUAAGAUCAAAGUUCAUAUCUGGCGAAUGGCAUCUUAUAUACUUCCUACAGUUUCUCAAUUACGUGGUAAGCAUGUUUUCCUUGCGAGUGGCUGCUUCUUUUGUAAUGAGAGUGAUGAAUCCAUUGAGCAUGUCUGCCGGGAUUGCUGGUUUGUUAGGGAUGUGCUUUCUAUGUUUGCGGAGUUUAGUGGUAUUACCUCUACUCACCUUGUCCAUUCUUCCAUAAUGGGUUGGCUUGAGUUGUGUUUGGGGAUGCUAAGUGGUGAGCAUUUUAAUCUACUGCUCACUUACCUGUGGUUUUUAUGGAAAGAACGCAAUGGCAGGGUAUGGGUUGGUAAAGGCAUGACGCCGGCACAAAUUGCAGGCCAAGUGCGUGCGCAUGUAUUGCUUGCACGUUCAGUGCGGUCACAAGCUAGGCAGGGACCCCCCAGGCCUCUCAAACCUUGGACUCCCCCUCCUAUUGGGUGGUUGAAAAUCAACUUUGAUGGUGGCUUCCAGAAGAGUACCAACAAGGGUGGUAUUGGGUUCAUUGUAAGGGAUCAUUCCGGGAUUGUUUUGGGAGGUAAGUGUCGCACAAUUGGCUACGCUGAGGCGUCGGACGUGGUUGAGGCCAUGGCAGGCCGUGCAGCAGUUCAAUAUGCCAUGGAGCACGAGCUGGCUCCUGUGAGUUUUGAAACUGACUGCCUUAAACUGGUUAACUCAUUGCUGUCUGAUGGUGAUGAUCUCUCUGGUUUUGGUACUAUAGUCAGGGACAUUGGGUUUCUCAAAGAAUCUGUUCCUUGUUCAUCUUUUGUUCACUGUUACAGAGAGGCUAAUUCAGUAGCCCAUAAGCUUGCUAGUUUAGCUCUCAACUCCGAUUUAGAUCUUGUAUGGCAGGGGCCUGUCCCUGUAGCUAUCAGUAGCGUUGUAGCUACUCCAUGUAUGAACUAG
Rosa rugosa (rugosa rose) is the source of this 3831-nucleotide messenger RNA. RefSeq lists its product as uncharacterized. Bases 1 to 3831 code for a protein of 1276 amino acids. Lineage: Eukaryota; Viridiplantae; Streptophyta; Magnoliopsida; Rosales; Rosaceae. Gene Ontology annotation, molecular function: nucleic acid binding; RNA-DNA hybrid ribonuclease activity. The transcript is spliced from 3 exons. The record is from RefSeq and is a predicted model, not a curated record.